CGUAGCGCCCGGCUGCGCGGCGUCAUGGCGGCCGCGCUGUCCGGCUCCGCGGGCCGGCGGCCGUGCCGGGCCCCGAGGCGGCCGCUGGCGCUGGCCCCGGCGCUGCUGGCCGUGGCGGCCGGGCUGUUGCUGAGCGGCCUGGCGGGCGCGAUCCCGACCCCGCCGCCCGGCUCGGGGCGCGCGCAGUUCGCGGAGGCCUCCCGCAGCCGCUCGGUGGUCCUGGACGAGCAGAGCGGGCAGCUGAAGGUGGUGGACGGCCGCGCCCCCGAGGCCGUGGCCUGGGCGAACCUCACCAACGCCAUCCGCGAGACGGGGUGGGCCCUGCUGGAGGUGCACACGAAUGGCCGCUUCAACGACAGCCUGCAGGCCUACGCCGCGGGGGUGGUGGAGGCCUCCGUAUCCCAGGAGCUUAUCUACAUGCACUGGAUGAACACGGUGGUGAAUUACUGCGGCCCCUUCGAGUACGAAGUCGAUUACUGCGAGAAGCUCAAGCGCUUCCUGGACAUCAACCUGGUGUGGAUGCAGGAGAUGAUGAACCUGCAGGAGGCCUCCGUGUACUGGCACCAGGUGCAGCUGAUCCUGCUGCAGCUGAAGGGCCUGGAGGACAGCUACGCGGGCAGCGUGAGGUUCCCCACGGGAAAGUUCUUCCUCAAGCCCUUGGGGUUCCUCCUGCUGCAGAUCUCGGGGGACCUGGAGGACUUGGAGGUGGCGCUGAACAAGACGCGGACCCAGCGCGUGCUGGGCUCGGGCUCCUGCUCAGCGCUCAUCAAGCUGCUGCCAGGCCGCCGGGACCUGCUGGUGGCCCACAAUACCUGGAGCUCCUACCAGCACAUGCUGCGCGUCAUCAAGAAGUACCACUUCUCCUUCCGGGAGGGCCCCCGAGAGGACUCUCCCCUGGUUCCUGGCAACACGCUGGUCUUCUCGUCCUACCCUGGCACUCUCUUCUCCUGCGAUGACUUCUACAUCACAAACAGGCAGCUGGUGACCCUGGAGACGACCAUCGGCAACAGGAACCCGGACCUGUGGCGGUUGGUGCAGCCCCGGGGCUCGGUGCUCGAGUGGCUCCGCAGCAUGGUGGCCAACCGGCUGGCCGUCGACGGGCCGUCCUGGGCGGACAUCUUCAAGAAUUUCAACAGUGGCACGUACAACAACCAGUGGAUGAUCGUGGACUACAAGGCCUUUGUGCCCGGCUCGGACAGGCCCCGGGGUGGGCUGCUCACCGUCCUCGAGCAGCUCCCGGGCAUGGUGCUCGUGGCCGACAGGACCGCACAGCUCUACAACGAGACCUACUGGGCCAGCUACAACAUCCCGGCCUUCGAGACCGUGUUCAAUGCCAGCGGGCUGCAGGACCUCGUGACCCUCUAUGGCGACUGGUUCUCCUACGACAGGAACCCGCGCGCCCAGAUCUUCCGGCGGGACCACUGCACCGUGCAGGACGUGUCCUCCAUGCUCCGGCUCCUCAGGUACAACAAUUACCUGCACGACCCGCUGUCGCUCUGCAGCAACUGCACCCCGCAGCCCAACGCUGAGAACGCCAUCUCGGCCCGCUCGGACCUCAACCAGCCCAACGGCUCCUACCCCUUCCAGGCCCUGCAGCAGCGCCUGCACGGGGGCAUCGACACCAAGGUGACUAGCAUGGGCCUGGCCCAGAACCUACGCAUGGUGGCCGUCAGCGGCCCGACGUGGGACCAGGUGCCCCCGUUCCAGUGGAGCACCUCGGCCUUCGGUCACCUGCUGCACAUGGGCCAGCCCGACCUCUGGAAGUUCAUGCCAGUGGAGGUCGUGUGGGACUGAGCCAGAGACUGCCUGGGCCACUCCGCCACCCACGAGUCUCCGGCCUCGCCCCGUCCCGGCCCACCUCCAGGGUGGAGCCCCGCCCUCAAGCUUUAGCUCCGCCCCCGGGUUUUAGCCCCGCCCUCAAGCUUUAGCUCCGCCCAGGGCCUUGGCCCCGCCCUGGAGCCUUAGCUCCGCCCCUGGGUCUUGGCCCCGCCUCGGGUUGGCUCCGCCCCAGGCUCUAGCCCCGCCUCUGGGUUUGACUCCACCCCUGGGUCCACCCCCCAGGGCUUCAAUCCCUCCUCCCGCCCUCCCCCAGGCCCCAUGGAUUUUGCGCCCUGCUCUGUCUAGCUGGCCCCUGGGUCUGCCAGGUUCACCUUCCUCAGGGCUCUCUCUUACGGGUGGGCUCGGAACCCAGGGGGGUCAGAGAUGUCUCCCCCAGAUGGGUGAGUACUACCCCGAGUCUGCCUCCCUCCUCCUCUCCUCUCCCUCCCUGCUUUGUCUCUCCACCCUCCGGACCCGGUCUUCACUCUGAGGCCUUGAGAAGGGCCCUGGCCCUGCUCUGGGUCCCAGCGGGGCAGAGGAGCUGGUCCCUGUCUCCCUGCUGCGGUCCUGCAGUGGGUGGCGGGCAUCAGCCCCCAGACUUGGGCGCUGCUUCUCUAAGGCCUCAUUCCUCUGAGCCCACCCACCCCCGGGAUAGCGGGACCCCCGCUCCCGUCAGCUUCCUAAGGACAGGAGCUUGACAACAAACACAAACCAAAGUUUCUGGCAACUGGUGUGGGGGGGGCUUGAGUGGCCUUCUCUCCCUGGGGGCGGACAGGUGUGUCUGCCCCCGUGUCCAGCCUCACGCCCUCUGGCCCCCCAUCAGGACCUGCCCUGGCCUCGGGCAGUGCCCACUGAGUCGCAGACUGUGCCGCCAUUAAAGGAGAGGCCGUAGCCCUGUGCUGUGCU
Sorex fumeus (smoky shrew) is the source of this 2724-nucleotide messenger RNA. It is a transcript of the gene PLBD2, whose product is annotated as phospholipase B domain containing 2. Bases 25 to 1794 code for a protein of 589 amino acids. Gene Ontology annotation, molecular function: glycerophospholipase activity. Lineage: Eukaryota; Metazoa; Chordata; Mammalia; Eulipotyphla; Soricidae. The record is from RefSeq and is a predicted model, not a curated record. Gene Ontology annotation, biological process: phospholipid catabolic process. Gene Ontology annotation, cellular component: extracellular region. The transcript has 12 exons.